Molecule: messenger RNA, 513 nt
Organism: Parnassius apollo (apollo)
Lineage: Eukaryota; Metazoa; Arthropoda; Insecta; Lepidoptera; Papilionidae
Source: the annotation of a GenBank genome assembly
AUGGCGUUUGCUGGGACAAAUAUCAGUUUGUCCCAGCCGGAUAUCACGCAGAAACUAACGGAGCGCAUAGACGACCUGAAGCAAAAGAUUGCUGCUUGGGGGAAGCGGAUUCGCCGAUUUACCGAGAGGUCAAGGCGGUUCAACCAGAAUCGUCUCUUCCAGAGUGAUCAGAAGAGGCUCUACAAAUCAUUGGAGCGACCAGAGGUAUGUGGAGCGGGCCCAGGACCGGAUCAGGCUAACACUGUCGCAUUUUGGCGUGGCCUGUGGUCAGAGCCCGUAAACCACAGCGAGGGCCCUUGGACGGAAGUUGUGGCGAGUCAGUGUGCGAGUAUUACGCCCAUGGACCCCGUCAUCAUAACGCCGGAUGACGUAGCUGAGGCGGUCCGUAGAGCCCCGAACUGGAAAAGUCCGGGACUCGACGGACUGCAUCACUACUGGCUGAAGGGGUUCAUGGUGGUCCGCUGUGCUCGCCCGUCAGUUUCAAGAGGCUCUCAACCAGAAGUCACUCCCUAG